AUGAUAUUGUUAUUCAGUAAUCACCAAAUUGUUCAUGGAGGAUCCAAGAACAAAGGAAAAAAGAGAGUUGCUCAUGAAAUGGAAGAGACUCUAACAACCGACGAAUCCUUUCCUCAAUCCUCAAUUCUUGAAACAAAAGAGCAUAAGGGAAAGGGGCAUAUCGGUGAAAAGAAAUCAAAAGGAAAAAAAGAAAAGCACAUUAAGGUUGGUUCACCCGAAGAAUCCAUCAUAGUUCCGACACCAAAUGAUCUUCAAGAGGAAUCAUCACCCAUAAUUACAGCUUCAUCAGAAAAGAAAAAAUUGAAAAGAGAACAAAAGAACGAAAAAAAAGAAAAGAAAGCGAAGAAAGAAAGAACAACAUCUUCAGAGUUGUGGCCCAUUGGAGAUGAAAUACCCUCUGCUCCACAACAACCAUCUCCAGAAGCAGCAACGCGUCCAAAUACACUGGUUGAAGCAGGCAUUCCGGAAACAACGCCUCAGACUGUCAAAGUCUCAGGCUCACCAAUUGAGGCAGCAACUAAUGAACCCGAGACAGAACGAAAGUCCGAGGAACCACCAUCACCAAUUUCAUCUUCUGAGCUGAAUGCAUCUCGUUCUAAACAUGUCAGGCUUAACAAAAACGUAUCCAAAAUCCUAGAAAAGAGGCAAAAACAAGAAACAAAGGAACUAGUUAAAGAACAACGAAUCCAUGAAAAGGUAGAGAAAAAGAAACAAAAAGAAUUGGCCAAACAGGCGGAGAAGGAAAAAGACAUGGGUUUAAAAGAACAAGUCAAGUCAACACAAAUGCAUAUCUCGAAAUUGAACAACACAACACCCUCCCAACAAACUAAUGAACCCGAGACAGAAAGAAAGUCCGAGGAACCACCAUCACCAAUUUCAUCUUCUGAGCUGAAUGCAUCUCGUUCUAAACAUGUCAGGCUUAACAAAAACGUAUCCAAAAUCCUAGAAAAAGGGCGAAAACAAGAAACAAAGGAACUAGUUAAAGAACAACGAAUCCAUGAAAAGGUAGAGAAAAAGAAACAAAAAGAAUUGGCCAAACAGGAUUCGAUGAUAAUUCAGGCGGAAAAGGAAAAAGACAUGGGUUUAAAAGAACAAGUCAAGUCAACACAAAUGCAUAUCUCGAAAUUGAACAACACAACACCCUCCCAACAAAAUCCUGUAGACAAAGCAAAAGAAGUUGUAAAACAACUCGUUCAACCGAUCAAAGCACCAAAGACCAAUGUUACAGCCGCAACUCAACUACCCUCCGUCAUUAAGGCUCUAAAAACCGUGAAACUUGUUGAUAGUAAGGAUAGUGGCGGCAAACCAAAAUCACAAUCAUUGUAUUCAUGUUUCGGAAAGCUAUCUGAUGCAUUUGAUGUAUGCUCUGGUAAUGGAAUAUGUGUUGAAAAUAAUAAGUGUCAAUGCACCGCAGCGUUUGACGGAAUUGAAUGCCAAUCACGGUCCAGAAAACAAGAAACUAAUGUAAAAAAUCUCUUGAAGGAACGGGAGAGAGUUAUUCAGCAACAAUUAGAAAUAGCGCAAAAAAGUAAAACAAACGAAGACAAUGGAAAACAAACGUCUGCGCAGUUGAAACAAUUUGUAGAGGGAAUUACAGUGAAUAGUGGAGGAUUUAACGAAAAAUUAAUUUCAGAAGUAUGCAAAGAAUUGAAUGACCUAGGAAUUCAAGUCGAGAGAAACAAUACUGAAAUUUUAAAACAAGUGGGAAAGCAGCCCAAGUAUUUGUCCAAGAUAAUUGAAAUUCAAAAGAUAUUUGUGAACAAACUUACAGAAGCUGCAGUUUCAUUAAGAAAGCUCAAAGAUAGAGAGCAGAAGAAACGUAUUAGUUCUUCGAGAAUGUCUGCCAUUCAACAAUCCUCAAAUAAUGUAAUGGUUGAUGUGCUACCACAGGACGUAUUGCCAGCAGGGUCAAGAGUUAUUGGUUCAGAAUUUUUGAAUCCUGCUUCGAGUUGCAACCACUGCUAUGUGAAAGGAGACUUCAAAAAGGGGCUCAAAUGGAUUCAUCCUACAUUGUCAGUCAAUUCUGCCUAUACAAUACGAGUUUUUUGUAACGAAGGAUGGACUCUUGUUGGACUACGCAGUGCUCUUUCUGAAAAAGUGUUUGACUUUUCCACUGACAUUAAUGAAGAUGGUCUUAUGAUGUUGAAAUUUUCUUUGCACUUUGCUCAACUCAACCUUCAAGUAUUUGACAAACUCAAAAAUGGAGAGGUCAAAAUUAUGAACUUUUCAAACAAUUCAAACGUUUACGUCAAGUCAUCCUGUUCAUUGCAACGCCUGGCUCAAUACUGCUCUCAAGCAUGUGAAUGUGAGAUUUUAGAAGAAGAAUCAAAGGUGUGGAUCAAGUCCACCAAGUCUCCCUUCCCACAUGGUAUUCCAAUACUUGUCUUCAUUAAGGAAUAUGCUCCUGUGGAAACUGUAUCUAUAUUGUAG
Naegleria lovaniensis is the source of this 2430-nucleotide messenger RNA. RefSeq lists its product as uncharacterized. The transcript has 2 exons. NCBI's taxonomy places the organism in Eukaryota, Heterolobosea, Eutetramitea, Acrasida, Naegleriidae. The record is from RefSeq and is a predicted model, not a curated record. The coding region runs from base 1 to 2430 and encodes 809 amino acids.